AUGGAUUCCGGAGAAAAGCGCCUCAAUGAGCUUGGAUACAAGCAAGAACUGAGAAGGGAAAUGUCUCUGUUCAAGACACUGGCAAUAACAUUUUCAUGCAUGUCAGUGUUCACCGGUACACCCCUCUACGGCCAAAGCUUGCGUUAUGCGGGUCCGGCAACCUUGAUAUGGGGGUGGCUUGUUGUCACAUUCUUCACAUGGUUUGUUGGAAUCGCCAUGGCUGAGAUAUGCUCCUCUUUCCCGACCACUGGCUCUCUUUAUUUCUGGGCUGCUCAUUUGGCUGGACCCAGGUGGGGGCCAUUUGCGUCAUGGUGCUGUGCUUGGCUUGAGACCAUCGGUCUAGUAUCUGCAAUAGGUGCUCAGGCAUAUUCUGGAUCACAAGCAUUGCAGAUGCUCAUUCUAUUAGCCACUGGGACGAAUAAGGGCGGAGGCUAUUUUGCAUCCAGGAGUGUAUUUCUGUGCAUGUAUAUGGGUCUGACCAUCGCAUGGGCUGUGCUAAAUACGUUUGCGUUACAAGUGAUAGCAUUUCUCAACAUAAUUUCCAUAUGGUGGCAGGUAAUUGGUGGCUUGUUAAUGAUCAUAAUGCUUCCUCUGGUGGCACAGCCAACACAGACAGCUUCUUAUGUCUUCACUCAUUUUGAAACAUCUCCUGAGGCAACUGGAGUCUCUAGCAUACCUUAUGCAGUGAUUUUAUCAGUGCUUCUAAGCAACUAUUGUCUAUAUGGCUAUGAUGCUGCAGCUCAUCUUACUGAGGAGACAAAAGGAGCAGAUAGAACUGGCCCUAUAGCCAUUCUGUCUAGCAUUGGGAUUAUAUCAGUGUUUGGUUGGGCGUAUUACUUGGCUCUCACUUUCAGCAUCAGGGAUCUGGACUAUUUGUACAACGAAGACAAUGAGACUGCUGGUGCACUUGUACCAGCACAGAUAAUAUAUGAUGCAUUUUAUGGGAGGUUCCACAAUUCAACUGGAGCUGUGAUUUUCCUGGGUAUCAUCUGCGGUUCCUUCUUCUUUUGUGGGCUGUCUGUUACCACCACUGCUGCCCGAGCAGUUUAUGCUGUAUCAAGGGAUAAAUGUCUCCCAUUGUCACCAAUCUGGAGGAAAGUGCACCCAAGAAGCAAGGUUCCAAUAAAUGCCGUGUGGCUUUGUGCAGCCAUCAGCAUGCUGCUGGGAUUGCCCAUCUUGAAACUUGAUGUGGUGUUCACAGCCAUCCUUUCAGUUAGUACAAUAGGCUGGGUGGGCAGCUAUGCUGUGCCGAUUUUCGCUAGGCUGGUCAUGACUGAAGACAACUUCAAACCAGGGCCGUUUUAUUUGGGGAGAGCAAGAAGGCCAGUUUGCUUGGUGGCCUUCUUGUGGAUAUGCUAUACCUGUUCAAUCUUCCUGUUGCCAACUUCUUAUCCUCUUAGAUGGAAAACUUUCAACUAUGCACCGAUUGCUCUCAGUGUUGCUUUGGCACUGAUAAUGCUUUGGUGGGUUUUGGAUGCAAGGAAAUGGUACAAAGGACCGGUAAGAAACAUCGAUGCACAAAACGGAAACCAUUAG
Prunus mume (Japanese apricot) is the source of this 1536-nucleotide messenger RNA. RefSeq names its product amino-acid permease BAT1-like. The record is from RefSeq and is a predicted model, not a curated record. Lineage: Eukaryota; Viridiplantae; Streptophyta; Magnoliopsida; Rosales; Rosaceae. Gene Ontology annotation, biological process: transmembrane transport; amino acid transport. Gene Ontology annotation, cellular component: membrane. Gene Ontology annotation, molecular function: transmembrane transporter activity.